Molecule: messenger RNA, 2500 nt
Organism: Megalobrama amblycephala (Wuchang bream)
Lineage: Eukaryota; Metazoa; Chordata; Actinopteri; Cypriniformes; Xenocyprididae
Gene: evi2b
Product: protein EVI2B
Exons: 2
Coding region: 618-1757 (379 amino acids)
Source: RefSeq, a predicted model, not a curated record
UGAGACGAGAGUUUAAGUAGAAAAACGUGCUACGGUUUCACACACUCUGUUACCACAGAUUCUUUCCUCAGGAAAAAAAAACUCUGCUAUUAGCAGAAACAAAUGCAGCCAUUUCACAGCUUCAUUUCCUGUCAAGUGAAGUGACAGUUCCGUAUUCAUCAGAAUAUACUUCAGUCUUUAACUAAUGCUUCAGAGGAUGCCUGGGUUCUCAAAGGACACUAUGAGGACUACUUUUUGCAAACUUGUCUUCCUCUUCUCUCUACCAUGGAGCCUAAACGGCCAUUUAACAACCAGCCAUAAGAAUACCGAUGUAACAAACACAGCAGACGAUGCAACAGGGCAGAUAAACUACACUACUGAUUCUGGUACAAACAACGUGGUUUCACUUUCAAGAAGUGCUCAGACGCAGCAAGGCAUCGGGCUGAGGACACGUGAAGACGAUACAUCAAAUAAGAGUAAGAGCAGGAACAUACGUGACAGCGAAAACAACUUGACUACUACGGCAGCACAAUCUGAAGGGCAAAUAAUACAGGAAGAGGUAACGACUCCACAAAAGGAACUGCAAAAACCGACAGAAGGCUCCCGCAGACCGCAUACAUCUCUUUUGCAAAUAGAGAAUGCUACAGAAUUUAAUGUCUCGGACUGAACCACUCAGUGCCACAAGGCCAGAUGUUUUGCCAGAAGAAAAGACAAGCAGAGGACCUAUGGAGACACACGAAGCCACUCAGGAAACACCUACUUCUGAUUCCAUUGAACAUGGUGUGCAAUCAAAUGAAACAGUCUUGGAGGGCAACAAGAAUAAUACAAAUGGAGACAUUCAUACAAUCCAGCCCACAAUGGAGACUACAGACCAACCAAACCCAAUGACUCAUGCCCACACUUCCGCAAUAACGACGGCAACAGAUUUCAAGGAGACUGUAAGCACCAAUGGUAUGAAAACCACAAAGAGGGGAGUCAUCACAGACAAGUGGACAAGCACUCAAGGUCCUGACCUUAAGACUUCAUCCAUGAUUAAGCCAACGAAUAAGUUGAUGACCACUGAGAAAACCACCAAAAAGCAAAUUUACACUCCAUCAAAUGAUACCCAGCAAGCAAACCCAGGUGCUGCUGUGGCGGCUGUGAUCGGUACCACUUUUGUCUUGAUGUUCAUAGCGAUCAUAUUUAUCUUGUUGAGGAAGCGCAAAAUGCAGAAAAAGCGGCUUGAAAAUCCUGAAUGGGCCGGACCCUCGCCGUUUCUGGAUGGCGACGUUCAACCGAACUUGCCAAAUAUGGAUGAGUCCGAGACCAUCACCAGACAAGGCUUUAACCAGGUGUCUAUUUCCAGAUACCUACCCCAACGGCUCUCCAAACACCUGACGCUCGGGAGGAACACAAGUGAGGAAGUUCUAAUGGGGGACAUCCUGCAAGGAAGCACAUUUAGCAGACAAAAUCCAGAUGAGGGCCAAGCCCCUAACGGGAAGCCAACAGUUGCUCAAGACUCAACUGAGAAGAAGGAAAAUGAAAUCCAGGAAGGUCAAGCAUCCGUGGAUUCUCUGGACACCAAAACAUCUGUGUCGGGAAGUGCACAAGAACCUGUAAUGGAGGGCAAAGUAUCAAAGCAGACUGAUGACCUCACUCUCUUUCCAUCUUCUGGCACGGAUACUACAGUUAAACCUCCACCUUUAGUGUCUAUAGAUCUUGAUUCCCUUUCAGAAGAAGCAGGUCCUUUGCAAACAUCAGAUGGGGGGAUUGUUCCACCUGCUCCACCUCCGCCCUAAUCGCACGUAACAAUCUUCUCUGCUUCCGCCUCUACAAACCACUCAAACGAGAUAACCAACACACUCAUAUCUGCUUUCUAAAUGUCAAAAAAUGCAAAGACCUUUUUUUUCUUUUUUUGCAAAGGAUUAACAACCUACUGUGCUUGUUCAAGACUCUAAAAAGAAGACUGCUCAACAGGUGCCGUUUUCUUUCCUGCACUGAUGUAUUGAAACACAUAUUUCAAGACAUAGUGUUAUUCUAUUAUUCAUUAGACUUUAGUUAUGUCACAAUUGCUGACCAUGACUUGUAUGGUCAGAGCCUGUACAUUUUAAAUGUGUAUAUCUGCUAAAGGUUAGUCAAAGGCUAAAGAUUAGUCAUUUAAGCAGUUUGAAAAGCAAUCUACUAUACAAUAACAAAAUGUCUCAUUAAAAGUUAAAAUCAGCAUGGUAUGGUGUUUCAAGUCUUGGUCAAGCCUGUACUAUUCCUCAGGUAAAAUGAGUAAUGAGAAUGCAUGGCUAGCUUGGACAAAAACCACAGCAUGUAAAAUCUUUGUGCCUACAUGUACUGCUUCAUGGGUAUAAACUAAAGAGUGAAUUUAACCACAAUGGCCAGUUUUCUAAUUAAUUACUGCACUGCUAAAGCCACUGGGUGCAUGUUUGAGAUUCAAAUCACGAUAAACUCUUAAAAGAACAUUAGCUCACUCAACAGGCAGCACCAGCUCACUCAAACCACUCACUCAAAAUAAAGAAGUGUUGCAACAACA